UCUAACCACUGUUUUAUUUCCCAUAGUGCCAACCAACGCCCUGUGGCUCCAGGACACUGUGGAAUGCUUAAGUGGCAGCUAGACACAACCACUGAACCAGAUAAAUGUUGUUUAAGUGGCCGGCCCAGCUUCAGUGGCUGAAUGACUGAGGUUUUGGCAGGUGCUCGUGGGUGCCAGCCCCUGGUGGGUGAGUGCACACAUUCACGAUGUCUCUGAGUAAUGAAAAGAAAGUGAACAUCUCUACGCUGAGGAAAAUAGCAGCCGACAUGAGCAACAUAAUCGAAAGCCUGGACACAAGGGAGCUCCACUUUGAAGGGGAGGAGGUGGACACGGACAUGCUGCAUGAGCCCAAAACACCUGUGGCCAUUCCAUUCUCCACCAUUUAUAACACUAAAGGAUUUAAAGAGGCUCACUUACAGCUCUACCUAACCGGGUGUCCAAUCCGAGUGCACGUUCUGGAAGUGGAACGUUUUACCUCUUCUACAAAGGUACCUUCUUCACACGUUUAUACCAUUGAGUUGACCCAUGGGGAAUUUACAUGGCAAGUGAAAAGGAAAUUCAAGCACUUUCAAGAGCUCCACAGAGAACUGCUAAGAUACAAAGCUUUUAUACGGAUUCCCAUCCCCACAAGAAGACACACAGUACGAAGACAGACCAUCAAGAGAGGAGAAACAAGACAAAUGCCAAGUCUACCACGUACCUCUGAGAACAUGGUUAGAGAAGAACACUUGUCCAGUAGAAGAAAACAACUGGAAGAUUAUUUAACCAACCUCUUAAAAAUGCCCUUGUACAGGAACUACCAUGGAACAAUGGAGUUCAUCGGAGUGAGCCAGUUAUCAUUUAUCCAUGAUCUUGGACCAAAGGGCAUAGAAGGCAUGGUCAUGAAAAGGUCUGGAGGGCACAGAAUUCCGGGCUUGAAUUGCUGUGGACAAGGAAGGCUGUGCUACCGAUGGUCAAAAAGGUGGUUAGUAGUAAAGGACUCUUUUUUAAUGUACAUGAAGCCAGAUACUGGAGCCAUUUCCUUUGUCCUGCUGGUAGAUAAAGAAUUCAGCAUAAAGAUUGGCAAGAAGGAGACUGACACUAAAUAUGGGCUACGAAUAGACAAUCUCUCCAGGUCACUGAUUUUGAAGUGCAACAGCUACAGGCAUGCUCGGUGGUGGUGCCAAGGAAUAGAAGAAUUCAUUCGGAAAAAUGGCAACAACUUUCUCAAACAUCACAGAUUCGGCUCUUACGCGGCUGUUCAGGAGGAUACUUUGGCAAAGUGGUACGUGAAUGCAAAAGGGUAUUUUGAAGAUGUUGCAAAUGCCAUGGAAGCAGCUAAGGAAGAGAUUUUCAUCACGGAUUGGUGGCUGAGCCCAGAAAUUUUCAUGAAACGGCCGGUGGUGGAAGGGAAUCGCUGGAGACUGGACUGCAUUUUGAGGCGGAAAGCGCAACAAGGAGUGAAAAUCUUUGUGAUGCUCUACAAAGAGGUAGAGCUUGCUCUUGGGAUCAACAGCGAGUACACCAAGCGCACCUUAAUGCAUCUGCAUCCCAACAUUAAGGUAAUGAGGCACCCAGAUCAUGUGUCAUCCACUGUUUACUUGUGGGCCCACCAUGAGAAACUGGUGGUCAUUGACCAGUCCAUAGCUUUCGUUGGAGGCAUUGAUCUGGCUUAUGGCAGGUGGGACGACAAUGAGCACCGACUGACCGAUGUUGGCAGUGCAAAACGGAUGCCAGCAACCAAGUCUGAGUCUGCAGUGAAUCUCUCUUCUUCAGCAGAAGCAGCUCAACCCUCAACCAAUAGGUCGCAGAGAGAGCUGUCAUUGCAAGAAAACGAGGACACCCCGGAUCUUUCAAGAAUGAAAGGGAUAGGACGGACUAAGAAAUUUGCCAGGUUCAGCAUCUACAAGCAGCUCCACUGGCAUGGCCUAUACCAUGCAGACAGUGUAAGCAGCGUAGACAGCGAGUCAAAUAAAGGUUCAAUCCGUAGCUUGAAGACGGGUGUUGGAGAGCUUCAGGGUGAAACCAGAUUCUGGCAUGGAAAGGAUUAUUGCAACUUUGUCUUCAAAGACUGGGUCCAGCUUGAUAAACCUUUUGCUGACUUCAUUGAUCGCUACACAACACCAAGGAUGCCAUGGCAUGACAUUGCUUCGGUGGUGCACGGGAAAGCGGCUCGGGAUGUGGCUCGGCACUUUAUCCAGCGCUGGAACUUCACCAAGAUCAUGAAAUCUAAAUACAGAUCCCUUUCCUACCCAUUCCUGUUGCCAAAAUCUCAGAAGACAGCUGAUGAAUUGAAGUACCAGGUCCCUGAAUCCAUUUCUGCCAAGGUGCAGGUCCUCCGCUCUGCUGCUGACUGGUCUGCUGGGAUCAAAUACCAUGAGGAAUCCAUCCAUGCUGCUUAUGUUAGUGUGAUAGAAAACAGCAAACACUACUUAUACAUAGAGAACCAGUUUUUUAUUAGCUGCGCUGAUGACAAAGUGGUAUGCAACCGGAUUGGAGAUGCCAUUGCACACCGAAUUCUCAAGGCCCACAGGGAAAAUAAACGAUACCGAGUCUACAUAGUAAUCCCCCUGCUUCCAGGAUUUGAAGGGGAUAUCUCUACAGGAGGAGGAAACGCACUGCAGGCAAUCAUGCACUUUAACUACAGGACCAUGUGCAGAGGAGAUAAUUCGAUCAUGGGACAGCUGAAAGCCGAGAUGGGAGACCAGUGGAUUAAUUACAUCUCCUUCUGUGGGCUUCGAAACUAUGCUGAGCUGGAUGGGAAGCUUGUCACAGAGCUAAUCUACGUUCACAGUAAGCUGAUGAUUGCUGAUGACAACACAGUCAUCAUUGGCUCUGCUAACAUCAACGACCGCAGCAUGCUAGGGAAACGAGACAGUGAAAUGGCCGUCAUCGUGCAGGACACAGAAACGGUUCCUUCCGUGAUGGACGGGGAGGACUACAAGGCUGGAAAAUUUGCUCAGUCUCUCCGCCUUCAGUGCUUUAGAGUUGUCCUAGGCAGUUCAUUAGAUCUUAAUGAUAUCCUAGAUCCUGUUUGUGACAGAUUCUUCAAGGAAGUCUGGGUUGCAACAGCUGCACGCAAUGCUACUAUUUUUGAUAAGGUUUUCCGAUGCCUUCCCAGUGAUGAAGUAAAUAACUUAGUCCAGCUACGGGAUUUCAUCACCAAACAAAAGCUUGCUUGCGAAAAUCCAGCUAAAGCAGCAGAAGAACUCAAAAAGAUCCAUGGAUUUCUAGUCCAGUUCCCCUUUCGUUUCCUGGAUGAAGAAAAUUUGCUUCCCUCUGUUGGUACAAAAGAAGCCAUAGUGCCUAUGGAGACUUGGACCUAAGAGGAUUCUGCUUGUGAUGGAUUGUUGUUUUAUAAAACAAUAACAGGGCUCCUUGGAGACCUAUUGAAUGGAUUAUGGUUGCAUGGGACCUUUUUGCCAUUGGAAGAAAAGUCUGUGCCAACCCAAAAGUGCCUUUUGGUGGAAAAAUCUCAGAGAAGAUAACAGUGUAGCAUGGAGGAACGCUGAAAACAACCGAUAACUGACAAGUUCUGCUCACUGAUAAAAGCAACCUGGAAGGGAAGAGAAUGCAGUCCACUGUCAUGAAAAGAUCAUAAAUCACAUUUCAAGACACUUCAUUUAUUCCAUGCAUGCUUAGUCUACAUCGCUGGCUGACUCAAACUGAAAUCAGAAGCUGUUUACCGUAAAUAACAGGGAGAAGACGUCUGCUUACAGCAUCCAUUUCUCAUGCCAGAAAAGUGGCAUCAGUGCUAGCGAUAGCCACAGCUCCUAGGAUUUGCUCCUGUACCAGGCAAAGUGAAUUUGCACCCAUGUGUCCAGUUUAAGAGCAGUGCACUGAAAACUUAGCUAUAUGCCAUAAGCAUGCAUGUGCUGUAACUGUUAUGAUGCAUCUAUGGUAGUUUGUAGGCUAUUUGCAUUGGUUAAACUUGCUGAUCCUGGGUUAUCUAGCUAGAGCUUCUUAUUGUCUUAACUACUUUUUUGUAUUCUGUAAAUUGUGUAACAACUGCUGAGAAACACUGCACGGCGCCACUUUGGGCAUGAUUGUGAUCACUGUCUAUUGAGUAGAUCGUAAAAGUUUGCACAGAAGCUUCUCAGUUUUUUAAUGCCGUAUUUAGAACAAGAAAUACUUCUUGUCUUAGAGUGCCUGCAUGUUGUCUGUAACAACAAUAUGUAUUGGAAUUUUCUGAGACAGUUCUGGAAGACUCAAUACUUGUUGGUUUCCCAGGCUUAAUGGCCUGGAUAGCAUUAAAAAGUCUUUCACACCAUGGAUGGCCAGGGUAUACAGUCCCCUAAGAGGGACCAAGCAUUGCAUAGCUAGAGAAUUUCUUUGUCAAGACUAGAGUGUCCGCAGACAAACAUUCUAUAAUACAUUAAGAAACAGUUUGAGGUUUUGGUGUGGUAAGGGAGAAAGCCAGUUCUCUUUUGCUUCCCUUUCCCCAAGGAACUGUAAAUCUUCAUAUAGCAGAGGAACAACAGCAGAUUGCAUGAAAGAUAUGUGGAAGUAAAAUUAAAGAUGAAAGACCAUACUGCAGUAGUUUGCGUGCCAUACAUGUUCUAUCAUCCCAAUAGUAAAAGGAUCAGGUAACAAGUGAUGGGAAAGAGCUGUGUCUGAGACUCUAGGACUGGCUUCCUCAGCCUUCAGAAGUGUUGAUCUAGAAUUCACAUUGCUCAAGCCUGGGAGUUGUGCAACCCUUCUGGAGAACACCAGAUAGAGGAAGGCUACCCUGGGGCAGGGGUUGGCGGAAAGCAGAUCGCUUAGUCAUGCUGAUGGGCUUCUAGGAGUUGGAAUCCAGAACAUCUGCUUUCUGCCCGCUCCUUCCCCAGAGGAGUGCCAGAAACAGUACAAAAGGAUAAGCUAGAUGGAAAAGCUGUCUGAUUUCAUAGAAGGUACCUUCCUAUGGACAAUCCAACCAAGCUUAGUUAAGUAUUAUGGAAUACACAUGAAUGUGUUUUUUAGCAGAAAAUUUUACAUCAAGGAUAGCAGUUUGGCUCGUCUCUCUUUGGUAGCUCUGAACGUAUGGAAUUGAACUCUGAAUUUGACAUUUCCUGGAAGUGCAGAAAUAUGGUACUAGCUAAGGAAAAGAGAGCCCUAAUCCACCAAAAGAAGCCCCAACAGUUGACAGUAUUUCCAAUCCACUUUUUUCCCAAGGUUGUUCUGCUAACCUGCUCAACAGGGCACACCUGUCCACCGGUGUUAUCCUCAUUAGACUGCCACCAUCCCAUAGAAAAGUAUUAUCCCUUCUCCACAGUUCCCAUCUUGGAAAGACAAGUUGAUCAUGAUAACAUCACAGGGAUCUACACCCUUUUUAAUCUGGGGACACAUCCAUAAAUAACUGCAGGUGUUCAUUCAAAAGUGGACAUUAAUAAGAUUAAAAGGGAAAGCUAUGUGUACAGUGUUAAUUUUGCAACCAGAUUUAAGUCCUUGAUUAUGUGUUUCCACCUUCAGCCCUUUAGCUCAUCAUAACCCAAUUUAGGAAGCACUCCUGUUUAUGGAAGCAGCUUCUUUUUGAAAUGAUACCAAUUUCCCCCUCUUUCCCCACGAGGCUCAGCCAGUCACACUGGGGUGCUAAUGUCAACUUGGGAGCUAGACACAACAGACCUGAACAACCCAUGGGGAACUGCAGAGGCAGAAAUAUUCAUUCCAGUGUUAUCAUAUUCUGAUCUCCCUUACUGGGAACCUAUCAGAGCUGGUGAUGCAGCUUCAUUAGCAGCACUAGUCUUUGAUUGGAGCCACAGGAAACUAAUUGAAGACAUGCUUUCUGUAAAGGAAUUGAAGAAAUGUCCUUUAGCGUUAAAAGAUGAUGUCAGGGUUUCGUAGGCUCACUCCUAAAGCAGAACUGGCACUACCAUCUUCGGUCUAAGCGCUCUGUUGUCCAUAUUGUAAGCAAUCUAAUUAGGCAUAGAACAGUGCCCAAUUUACACUGAUAAAUAGGAAACACUCAAGGGCGAACCAAACACCCGGCUUAGCUGCAAGUUGUGGCAGUGCCUGCUAUUUCAUACCGCUAAGUAACAGUGAGGAUGGAAGUCACAUGCAUUCUUUGAAAUACGUGAUCCAGCUGUGUCUUUUGGUCAUUUAAUAAUUCAUGGCCAGCAGCCUUUUAGGAAAGAGCCUGCAUGGCUAAUGUGUGCCUCUGAUGCACUGCAUGUUGCUUUGGUCACCUUACAGUUCCUCAGGAAGGGUCAGGGUUUGCAGCUGCUUCU
This is a messenger RNA of Varanus komodoensis (Komodo dragon), 6185 nucleotides long. It is a transcript of the gene PLD1, whose product is annotated as phospholipase D1. The transcript has 26 exons. Gene Ontology annotation, biological process: cell motility; intracellular signal transduction; phosphatidic acid biosynthetic process. The record is from RefSeq and is a predicted model, not a curated record. NCBI's taxonomy places the organism in Eukaryota, Metazoa, Chordata, Lepidosauria, Squamata, Varanidae. Gene Ontology annotation, molecular function: phosphatidylinositol binding; D-type glycerophospholipase activity. Bases 207 to 3305 code for a protein of 1032 amino acids.